UGUGUAGUCCGGGCGCUCUCGCAAGUCGCAGUCCGUGCAUGACCCUCAGUGAGCGCGGUGGUCGCGCUGCAGCGCGGCAGAAUGUCGUCUAUCUCCGCGCUGUUGUUCGUACUGUUGAUGGCCGUGUCCGCGUAUGCCGACGAGAGCGGCGUCUGCAAUUUGGCUUAUUGCAAAUGUGAGCCAGCAAAACAUCCCUCAUGGACCACGAUUAACUGCACCGUUCCCAACACCCAGAAACUGGUAAUACUGGAUGGCGACCUUCCCGACAACACGGACAGUUUGACUGUAACCGGAGCCAAUGCUUUGACAAUAGGAGCGAACGCACUAUCAAGACUCAAAGACGCCAGAUACAUUCAUCUAUCGAAAAUUCAUUCCAUACUAAUGAAGAGCUUUGCCGCUGUCGACCUUAAUAUCGUUAGUCUCUUCCUGAAAAUAGAAAGUUGCGUUUCGGUACGCAUCGAGAAGAAAUCCUUCAUCGGCAUCAAAGGCCCUCUUUCCGUGAGCUUCGAAGACUGUGAUUACGUUUCUCUAGAUGGAAGAACAUUUUCGUGGCUGUUAUCUCUUAAAAUAUUCGGAGUUCGUUUGUUGCAAUUGGCGCCAGAGGCGUUUAUGUUGGAUCCAACAGCAGCUAACGUAGGUGAACACGGACCAGGGAUGAUGAUCGAAAUGAGGAAUGUAGUUAUUCCGAAAUUUCCUGAAAAAACAUUCGGCUCAUCUGCUGCAUUAAUCAAGAUGGAACGGGUCUCCGUACACACUUUACACACGGGAGCCUUUGUUGCUAACACUUACAACAUCGUGAUGGCAAUCAAUUGCUCUUUCCACCUGAUCGAAGGCGAAACAUUUGCACCGAAGUCCCUCAUUAAUAAUUUACAUCUUUAUGGUUGCCAAGUACAUGUUUUUGCCUCGAAGGCACUGCAGUCUGCUGUAGCUAAUUUAAAUAUUUCAAAAUCCAGAUUCGAAAAUAUACAAACAGGCGCGAUAAACGCUACUGUAGUUGCAGUCAUAAUCGUGGAUAGUACGUUCAAAGUAUUUAAAGAUAGGGGAUUCGAACUAUCUUCUUGGAAUAAGUUACAAAUGGAAAGGAACUCGUUUGAUGAAUUGGCUCCAAACGCUAUUGUGGCUCCGGGAGGAUCAGUCCACGAAUUAAUCUUUGUAGAAAAUGAAAUAGAGAAAAUUAAUCCUGGAAGCCUUGGAUUCAUUGGUCAAGCAUAUUCAAAGUACGCGGCAAAUGUGAUUUAUAAAAACAAUUAUUUUGGACAUCCUUGUUACUGUAAUAUGACAUCUUUACUGGCAGAAGGUUUAGGAGCCAGUUCAAAAGAUUUUUUUGAAAACGAAAGUUAUUGCACUGUAAACGAAAUUUUUGCUCGAUGCUUUAAAGUGCCGGAACAAAAUAUGUUGCUCAAACAAUUUUCUGAUAAAGUUUGUGAUCAGAAUUUAACUCAUAUACAGUGUGUACCUUAUAAGGGCAACGAAACUGCAACAGAAAUAAAAAAUCCAAGAUUUCCGCACAAAAAAGAGGAGGAGGAAGGUUUAAGUGAGAGAAAUAAAAAAGUUAUCGGGAUUGUAAUUGUCACUGCCAUAGGAUGUAUUAUUAUUGUGAUGUUCAUAAGUUUUAUUAGAUGGAUGAGACGACGCGGUCAUUGUGUUAGUAUUAAAAAUUUCCUCAUAUCAUCUAAUUCAUCUUGUGGUGCUCUUUGCGAUCGUUUAUGCACAUGUGGAUUAAAUCACGGCAUCGAUAAUGCUAGAUCCAUUUCACAAUUAUCUGUCAAUGAAUAUUCAGAGAGACAUCGUCUCAAUGAAAUGCGAGUCCAAGAUACAACUCAAGAGACUAUUAUCCCCAACUCUUAUAACGACGAUGUAUUACCGACAGAAAAUAAAACUACACAAACGUUACCCGAAGAGCUAACAAAAGAAUUAUUGGAAAAUCUACGGGAGAAACUUGAAGAUCCUGAAAAUUACGUUGAAGCCCGUGAAAUGAUAGAACAUUUAUAUGAACUUAUAAAAGUUGAAGAGAGCUGUAAUAACAAUACAACGUCACUACUAAAUGCUGAAGAGAAUAUUUACGAAUUGCCAUUCCAAAAUACAACACCACGCAUUGGGAAAAAUAAAAAGCAAAUGAUAAGUAUUGGUACACGCACUCCAUCCUUGGACAAAUUGAUGCCCCUGUCACCCUACAAUAGACAAACGGCACUUGCGCAUGAAUAUUUUGAACCAAAAGAUUUUGCUGUCCACCUUUAUGCGGAAAUAGCAAAUUGUGAAAAAGAAAAGAAAAGUCGUUUUGGCGACAUGCCCGAUGUAGUUGCCGAGCAAGCCAUUCCUCGGGGACCAUAUCUAAGAGCAGUCCGUGAAAAAAAGCAUCCGAGUAGUAGUCCCACGUCGAAAGCGUUUAACAACUCGAUCGGUAGUCCAAAUUUUACAUCAACAAUUAAAUCUACCAAUUCAACGACGUCGAAUAAAUCUGGUAAAAUGUCAAAUAGGCCUCUACCAGAGAAACCAGCUGUGAUUGACCCUGGCGAAGGCACGUCCUUCCGACACGGAUGAAUCUUUAUCAACAUGUCCCUGAAGUCCUAUCGCUAGUAAAAAAAAGAGCUGAACACGAUUGGCGACCUGCACUCGAGUUCGUCAGGCGACAGAAAGUUGAUAAUCGUUUUGUAAAACAUGUACAUUCGCGACGUUGGCUUAAAGUUCUUUUGCUGUGAUAUUUAUUUAGUUUGUUUAUAUUUUUAAAGUUUUUUGCUGAUUUAUUGUGUCCUGCCAGACACUGUUGUACUUUUAUUAUGUAAAUAUUUUUUAAGUGAAGCCAUAAAUUAGCCUAAAUAGGACAUCUAAUGCUUUUUCUGUAUCAUGUAUUACACGUUUCUAUAACAUAAUCAAAACAUAUAAUAUAAAUGUUAAUCUUGUAAUACCACAGUUAAUGGUAACCUUAUCUAAAACUUUUAAUACCAAAUUAAUGUUACCCAGAUAGGAUGAUGAAGCCAUUAUGUUAAUUUCGUUAUACUGAAGUAUAUAUAUUUUAAUAUGUUAAUGCAUUAUGAUCCCAAAGGUUAGUAAAUUAUAUAAGAAAGUUUUGUCCAAUUAUAAAAAAAUCGUAUUCAGAUAUGUAUGUAUAUAUUGUUUUCUGUAAUCUGCAUUUGAUUAAGAUGAUAAAAUUUGAUACUACCCGACAAAAAAAUGUUAUAUCGAACUAACUAAUAGAACUACAUAUUUUCCAUACAUUUCGAAUAAUACUUACAAAUUUCUAUGUUCGGGAGCUUUUCAUCCAUCACACUAUUUAAAUCUAAUAGAUAAUAUUUAAUAAAAUUUAUUGAUGUAAAUGUAAUCUUAAGCAAAUGUAACAAAUUAAAUGAAGCUUCGUAUUUGAUAUUUAAAUAUAUAUUAUUAGAAGAGGUUGUAAUACUAGCUUCGAAUAUUUAAAAAUAUUUGGUCUCAUGCAUUUUAUUUAAUAAUUAGAUUGAAAUGCGUUUUAUGUUGUAGGCAAAUAACCGAUACCGGUUUAAUAUAUGUAUGUGUUAUUCCAUUAAUGUUACGUAUAAAAUAAAUGUUGGAUGUGAAGCAGA
Molecule: messenger RNA, 3557 nt
Organism: Danaus plexippus (monarch butterfly)
Lineage: Eukaryota; Metazoa; Arthropoda; Insecta; Lepidoptera; Nymphalidae
Exons: 5
Coding region: 82-2541 (819 amino acids)
Source: RefSeq, a predicted model, not a curated record